AUGGAGACGGCGGCACUCUCCCGCCGGGAGCAGCUCGAGCAGUGGAAGCUGGCCCGAGCGAAGAAGAAGGCCGAGGAGGCCGAGAAGCGUAAGGCGCGCAUGAAGCGGACAAACGAGCUGCGGAAGCGAACAGAAGCGCUCAAGGCGCUUACCGAGUCUGCCAAGAAGCAGAGGCGGGCUGGCGGUGGUGGCCUGCAGGCGACCAAAUCGGCAAGAAAGGCGCCCGCUGCCGCCCUCUCGCCGCUCGCUGAUCGUAAUGGUGGCUUGGUCGCCGGCGCUGUCACGCCCAUGCGCCAGCCGGUCUUUGAUGCCAGCCGCUCGCUUGGCGCUCGCAUCUCGCAGCCGCGCGAGGCGCGCCGCAACAAGCGGGCGCCUGCUGCCGAUGACCUCGCCCCCGCUGGCCAUGUGCCAACUACCUUUGGCAUGUCGCGCAAGCCGGCGCGCCCGGCUACUCGUGCCCCGGCGGCGCGUGCUGCUCCAGUCGCUCGUGCGCCGCCGACCCCCUCUCGCAUGCACAUCCCGACCUUUGCGGACGAGCUCUCUACCAAGCCGGCGGCAGAGGCCACGCCUGCCUCGGCCCCCACGCCUGCGCUAUCGCCUGCGCCCGCGCCUCCUGCAGCUGCGGCUGUGGCUGCUGUGACUGCAACUUCUGCGUCCAGCGAGUCGACGCCCCAGCGUCGCGGCCCGACCCAGCCAGGCGGAUCGGUGGUGAAGCGCGCGCUGUCGGACGUUACCAACUCGGUCGGUAAGCACCGUGGCUUUGCGCCUCUGCACAAGAAGGAUGCAGUCAUCAUGCACGUCGGCCCGCUGUCGGACGACAAGCUUUUGGCCAACGCCAUGACGGCGACUAAGAACGGCGACUACGACGCGGCGCUGCGGCUGUUCCAGGACGAGAUCUCGAGCUCGCUUCACGGCGAGGCGCGGUACUGGAUCCAGUACGCCAAGCUGCACGAGGCGCGUGGCUCGUACGACGCGGUCAUUGCAACGUACGAGGCCGCGCUCGAGGCGUGUGCCAAGCCCGACGCCGAGCUUCAGGCUGGACUGCAGGCAUUCUGCGGGCGCGCCCACCAGGCCAAGCUCGCGGCGGCGACGGCGUCGACAACCAUGUCGAUGCCGGUCACUCCGCGCAAGUUUACCAAGCUUGCACAGGCUAUUUCGCAGAUUGCCGCGGACACGAUCGAGGUUGCCGAGUCGAUGGCCGAGCUCGAGGCCGCGACAGCGCUUCCGCCGUCGCCCGACGCGCUGCCUGCACCGGCCGCGCUUGACGAGGCCGAGUCGGAUCCGCUUGCCUCGCCACCAGCCCUAGUCCUCUCCCGGUCGUUCCACGCUUCGCUGACCAAGAAGCCGCAGACGCCCAGCACGGCGGCUGCGCGUCGGGCCGAGGCUGCCGGCGCCGGCGAUGACUCGCCGCUGACGGCAGCCAUCAAGCGGCAUCAGCCGCGCUCUGAGCGGGCGACUGGCGGUGUUGGCUUUUCCUCCCCCGACGCAACGGCACGUACCUCGGUUGUGAUCAUGACGCCGGUCCGUGCCCCCUCGCAUCUCGGCGACGGCAUGGUCCUCACCCCCGCGCGCCGCUCGACUCGCGCCACAAAGUCGGCCCACAAGCGCCCAGUCACGUCGGCCACGCUUGCCGACACUGGCUACGCGUACGCGCCCAACCCCAAUCUGGAGGUCGGUGACCUACCGGUGGCCGGCACCGUGACGCCGAUGACCAAGCGGCACCAUCGGGCGGUGACCACAAGCAAGAAGGCCGUCUCCUUUGCCCGCACCCUCACCGAGGUCAAAGAGUACAACGUCGUCUCGCCGCUCUUUGCCAAGGGCUCGCCAGCGCCGGUCAUGGCUCCGCUCAGCGACGAGGCCGACGCGGCUGACGAGGCCGAGGAGGCCGAGGAGGCUGAGGCCAAGCCCUCGCUGCCGCCCGCGCGUGUUACGCGGUCACGGUCGCGGUCGCAGACCCGUGUCGUGCCGGUGGGUAGCGACGCCGACCAGCACGCACACAACGGCGAGGCGGCCGAUGAUGAUGAGGCGGUCGACAGCGACGUUGACUCGCCGUCGUCGCGCCCGCGGUCGCGGUCGCGGUCACAGACGCGAUCGCGGUCGCAGACACGGUCGCGGUCACAGACGCGUUCGCGGACGACGCGGUCGCGGUCACGGUCGGCUGCGGCUGAAGAGCCGGUCACGCCCUCGCGCCGCUCGGCCCGGCUCGCGAGCAAGACCGCCACGCCGGUCGCGACCGAGGGCGCCGAUGACGGCCUUGCUCGGAGCCUGUUCUGA
Molecule: messenger RNA, 2274 nt
Organism: Thecamonas trahens ATCC 50062
Lineage: Eukaryota; Apusomonadida; Apusomonadidae
Exons: 2
Coding region: 1-2274 (757 amino acids)
Molecular function (GO): protein binding
Source: RefSeq, a predicted model, not a curated record